This is a messenger RNA of Symbiodinium sp. CCMP2592, 4971 nucleotides long. The record is from the annotation of a GenBank genome assembly. Lineage: Eukaryota; Dinophyceae; Suessiales; Symbiodiniaceae.
AUGACCGAGGAAGAGUUGUCCAUCCAAUAUUUUGACGUGCCUGCAAGUGUUCGAGCAGUCAGGUGCGCAGGUGCCGACGAGGAAAGAUGUGGUGGAAGCCAUGCAGCCCAGGGUUUGUUGGACUUUGGUGACCUCGUGAAGGUCCUAGCCCUUAACCCGCACGGGUACCCUAAGCUUCCCAAUCUUCAGCCGGUGACCACAGCUGUGUGCCAUGACCUAGCAUGCACAGAUGGGGAUGGAGAGUGGGCAAUCUGUCAUGGCGAAUCUCUUGAUUUGCAAUGUGCUGCACCCGACAACGCCAGAAAGCCUUGCCCUGUCGAGUUGCCUGACCUUGCAGAGGCCAUGGAGGCCUUGGAUGCAGCCACAGCAGCCAGAAGUUUGUGUGCCGUGCAGCGUUCCAGCGGCGCGGCAGCGCACGCCGAACCGGUUGACAUCGAGGUUGUUGUGGACUCAGGGUCCGAUGCUUCUUGCUUGCCGAUGAGUUGGGGAACGAUCGGGCAAUCCGGCGGUGCCGACUCCCAGUGGUACCGCGAUGCCCAAGGAAACCGCAUAUCAGGCCGAGAGAUGCGCGCGGCCACGAUCGAGAUUGCUGGGGUAAAGUUCCGUGAGCAUUGGCUGCUUUCGAGCGUUACCCAGCCUCUCUUUUGUGUUGGCAAGCUGAUGAAGCGAAACGGUUGGGACAUCAUCCAUGAUGCUGACAGGGUUCCACACCUCACGAGCCCUGAUGCUAGAGUGCGCGUCCUACUGUUUUACAAGAACUACAGCUUGCAUGCAAAAGGUUUCAUCCGAGGAGUCACGGCCUCCGAGGCCGAUGGUCAGCCAGGCAUCAGAGCACUUGAGAUUUCAGGCCCAUGGCUUGAGUUGUCUGAGGAAUUUCAUGAAGUUGCUCCUCUUGUGUAUGCCCGGCGGGACUUCAGCGAUUGCUUCGUUGAUUGUUCAGUGGCAUUGUCAGUGCCUCACCUGAGCCUUGGAGUGCAGUACCGCACGACGCUUGUGCAGGACGGUUCGAGUUGGAAUGUCAUCGAGUUGAAUCAGGAUCUGUCUUUGCUUGAACAGCCCGAAGCUGAGUUUGAGCCGAAGCAAACGCGGCAUGUGAUCACCAUUGCGUCUUGUGACAAGAUCGAUGUUGAUGUGCUGUUCAAUCAACCUGCAGUCGGCCCGCCCGAGGCCGAGGAUGCAAACAUGUCUGAUGCAGGGCUUCCUGAGUUCCCUGCUGAGUCCCUUGAUGAAUUGCUUGAAGAUGCGCCGGCCGGAGGGAUUGGAGAGGUUGACCCGAGUGAAGCCCCCAUCGGUGCCGACGCAAGUGCAGCGCCAGACAACUCAGAGCCCGCCAGAGGCCACAUCGUUGUUGAUGGAGUUGAGCUGCAUGAAGGUUGCAAUCUUAAGACAUUGCGUGCUGCGUGCAAAGCUCUAGGCAUAGGCCAGAGUGGCGGCAAAGCCACGGUGUUGUCGAGGAUAGCAAGCCAUCUUGAUAAGCUUAAGUUGCUGGAGCGUCACCAAGUCCAGCAUGAUUCGAUUGCUUUGCAAAGCGAGCUGCGUCAGCAAGCCCCAGUAGCUUCUCCGACGCCCGAGCAAAUCAGAUUGCACUGCCUGAAUCACAUCCCGUACCAGCCAUGGUGUGAGCACUGCAUCAAGUUCCAGGAUGCCCACACUGGUGCCUGUGCUGCUAUCCCUACACCUGCCAAGGGAGGUUCGAUAGCUUUUCGUUUUCUAGUUGCCGAGCUUUGCAAGUUCAUCAGCUUUUGCGGUCAUUCUGAAGUCACCCUGCGAUCUGACGGCGAGCCCACUUGCCGAGCGCUGCAACAGGGUGUAAAGGACUUUAGGGAUAAGCUUAAGCUUGUUACGCACCUUGAGCAAGUCGAGAAGGACAGCCAUGAAGGCAAUCCAGCAGAGCAGGCAGUCGAGCAGCUCAGACAGUUGACCGGGACACUUUUGUCUCAGCUCGAGCAUGAAAUGGGCCAGAAAAUUUCAACGAUGUCCCCGGUCCACGCGUGGGCUUGGAAGCAUGCAGCAUGGUUGCACACCAGGUAUGCGCGGACUGAAGCGCACAGCCCCUUCGAGAUCAUCACCGGCAGACCAUAUCUUGGCAAGCUAAUGAAUUUCUGCGAAGUUGUGUAUGCAAGAGUGAAGUCUUCAAUCAAAGGUAAAGCCCGUUGGGUCAAGAUGAUUUCGCUUGGAAAGCUUGGAAUUUCAGAUCUGCAUUUUGGGGCCACGCGAGGAGGUUCUCUGAUUUCCAGCCGGAGUGUGCGGCGAUUGCCUAAGCAAUUUGACGCGAAUUUUCUUGAGUACGUUCACGACAUGCCUUGGACACAAGCCUCGUUCCUGGCGGGGCAGUCAGGGCAGUCUAGGCUCCAGAAGUCGAUUGCAGGCAAGAGUGAGGAGGCCAGCGACCAAGCCAAGUUGCCAGAAGUCGUUGCCAAUGAUGGGCCGAGGCCCAUGCUGCGUCCAGAGCCUCUUGUGCCAGAUCCUGCCACACCGGCCGAUAUGCUUCCUGCAUUGUCACCUGUUCCGGAGUCUCCAGCGCCGAUGCUGGUCGAAGAGAGUGCAAGCGCUGGCGGGGAUGCGCCAAUACCACCUGCUGCCGCAAGCAGCAGCGAUGGAUCUGCCAGCACUGGCGGAACAGUUCGCCCGGCACCUGUGCAGGCCGAGCCACCGGCCCGAAAGCGACUGAGGCUAGAUGCUGUUCAGACAGAUGCAAGCGGAAAUCAGUUGUUUCAUCAAGAUGAAGAGGUUGUCCUUGAAGGUGAGGUAGCCGAAGAAUAUCUUGAAUGUGCUGAUGCAGCUGACUGGGUUGAGUAUGAAAGUGAAGCCGAGCUUGAAGUGCCAUCUUGUUUGAUUAGGCCAUUUUCUGAAAGUGAACCAAUUUGCAGCCCUGCAGAACUUGAUGAAAUAGAUGCUGUAGCAGAUGCAUUUGAGUUUCAGCGGCUGUCUGGAAGUGGGGUCAUAAGUGAAGUGCCUGAUCGACUUGAAGGCCAUAGAACGCUUACGACCAAAAGCGUGCGGACAUGGAGGCCAAAGGUCUACAAAGGAUCGAAAGUUUGGCUGAGGCGUUCGCGCCUCGUGGCGCGGGAGUAUGCACACUUAGAUCCUGAUAGGCCUGGGUUGUUUUGCCCAACAACGAACCAGAUUAUGCUGCGUGUGAUUCCAGCGCUCUUUCUGAGACGCCGUGAGGAAGGCUGGUCGAUGCUAGCGCUCGAUGUGAGCGAUGCUUUUCUCCAGUGCAGCCAGCAGCAUCCGACGGUCACCCGCAUAGGUGAUAAGUGGUUCAAGUUGUGGCGGAUGCUCCCCGGACAACGGGACGGAAGUGUGACAUGGUACAAUGAUUUCACGAAUGAAAUGAAAGUCGCUGUCGGAGUUGAAUUGCUUCCCGAAAGCCCCGCAUUGUUCAGACUGCCCAGUGGAGCAGGCGGAGGCUAUGUGCAUGUGGACGACAUGCUGGCUACCGGCCAGACUGAACGGUUGCAGGUUCUUGAAAGUCACUUGAAGUCAAAGUUUAAGGUGUCUAGCGAGUGGCUUGAGCACAUAGGAGAUCAAGUAUCUUUCUUGAAAAGGUGCCACAUCCUUGUAAGCCCCACUUUGCUAGUGAUAGAGCCUGACAUCAAAUACCUUGAUCGCCUCAUGCAAGUCACCGGGUUAGCAAAUGCAAAAGAAAGGUACAAAGCAGCUCCGUUUCCGACCGGAGGUCUGCCCACUGAGCUCGCAUCUGAUCGUGAGUUAGAUGCAGCCACUGCCAGCCGGUAUCGUUCAGGUGUCGGUAUCCUCGCUUAUAUGUCCUCAGACCUUGUGGCGUGUCAAUUUGCGAUUAGAUACCUGACUACCUAUUCUCACUCGCCUACUGAAGGAUCAUGGAAGUUGUUGCGGCAUGUUGCAUCGUACAUCAAUUGCCAUCGCAACCAUGUGAUCGGGCUCUCGAAGCCUGUGUCCGGCAAGGGCCUCGUGUGCGACAGGUCCCGCGAGGAGAAUACGACCGUGCUUGAAGUUUGUUCAGACUCCGACUGGAGCGAAGGUAUUUUCUUGUCAGCAUGCAUCCGAUUCCUCCUUCCUGAUUACACGCUUGAACAGAUUUGCCUUGUAGACAACUCGGCAUGCCGAGCCCUGGCGUGCCGACAGGGAGUUGGGAAAAUGCGCCACAUCAGUGGUAAACUUCUUUGGCUUCAGCAGAUGACUAAGGACAAUGUGCUGUCCGUAGGGCCGAUCCCUACAGCUGAAAAUGUGUCGGACCUCGGCACAAAGCCGCUGAAGGCAGAGCGGAUUGAAAAGCUGCUAGGCAUGAUUGGAAUCAGAUGUGCAGACAGCAACUAUGGUGUUAUCGGGGAGUCCUAUCUCCUCUCAGCGAGGGACAAACUGCAUGUGUCCAGAGUUGUUAAACAAGGAGCGCUUAGCACCCAGCAAAUCAUCCAAGUUCUAGCCAUGCUUCUCCAAGUUGAUCGCGUCGCAAGUGCAAACGAUGAGCCCAAUACGCAGAAUGCCGAGGACGCCUUGAGCCAGGACGACGACAAUCUUGGAGUGUUUGCACAGAUUCUUGAAUGGUUUGUGUACAUGUGUUACCUUGUGCGCGAUUUUGCACUUGAGUAUCCAACUGGGAUUAUGCUGAUCAUACAACUGCUGAUCUUGAUCAUGUUGUGCUGUACACUGCUGAGUCGCAAUCGCGUUGCAGUGUUGAGGCAGCAAGCUGACAGUGAGGAAAGCAGUGCGGCAAGCAGCAACACACCCACGCCGAGUGUUGCCGUGCAUGUGAAGGUUGAGGGUUCUACGGUUUCGCUAGCUAGUCCCGAACCUGCCGAAAACCCUAAGCUUAGCAAGCCCACUGCAGAAAGUGCCACCAGUGCGUCCAGCAGCGCAGCAGCGCGUGCCGAUGAUCAUGAUGCUCCAGACCCCAGUGCAAGCUCUUCGAGUGCCGGUGCGAUGCCGAAAGCAACGUCUUUCCCGCCUCCGAGGCACGUUAUCGAUGAGUGGAGGGCUGAGCAACUU